Solanum tuberosum (potato) is the source of this 4817-nucleotide messenger RNA. Its product is annotated as eukaryotic translation initiation factor 5B-like. Gene Ontology annotation, biological process: translational initiation. The coding region runs from base 305 to 4318 and encodes 1337 amino acids. The record is from RefSeq and is a predicted model, not a curated record. Gene Ontology annotation, molecular function: GTPase activity; translation initiation factor activity; GTP binding. Lineage: Eukaryota; Viridiplantae; Streptophyta; Magnoliopsida; Solanales; Solanaceae. Gene Ontology annotation, cellular component: cytoplasm; mitochondrion. The transcript has 12 exons.
CAGUAAAGAGCUGUAGACCCACAAGAACGCUAUCAAUUUUCUCAAUUUUCCUUUCUAUAUAUCCAAUUUUGGUUCUGUAUUCCUCUUACUUCUCUACCGAAAUUCAACCAAACGAACCAAUUCACCGAAUAUCUUCGCAGUUUCAAUAUAAUCUCAAUAUGCACAUACAACUAUCACUGAAACACAUAUUCAUAUCAGUAUUUUAUCACCAUUCGCUCGAUUUUAGGAAUCAGGAAUUUGGAGGUUUGUUCUUGUUUGAAUUGUUCUUGGAUAGUACAUAAGUUGAAACUACAAGUAGAAUUCAAUGGGGAGAAAGAAGCCUGUGCGUGAAAACGAGAGUCUUGAAUCUUCCAAGCAGGGUGGCGGUGGUGGAGGAAAGUCGAAGAAGAAAAAUCGGGUGAUAGAUGAUGAUGAUUACUCUGUUGGGACAGAACUGUCUGAAGAUACAGUGGUUCUGGAAGACAAAGCUGAGUUAGUGCCAGAGAUUAGUAAGAAGAGAGGUAAGAAGGGUAAGAAGUCCGGGGCUCGAGAUGAGGACGUUGAAGAAACAGAGGACAAACUUGUUAGGAAAGAGGAGGAUGAUGAGAAAAAGAAGUUGGGAGGCGGUGAAAAGAAUCUUGCCAAGCAGGUUGGUGGAGGAGGGAAGUCAAAGAAGAAGAAUGUGGCCAUUGACGAUGAUGAGUACUCUAUCGGGACUGAAAUAUCUGCUGAGACGCAGGAGGAGGAAUUAGCACCAGCAGUGGCGUUUGGCAAGAAAAAAAGUAAAAAGGGUAAGAAGGGUGGGGUGAGUACGUCUGAUUAUGGAAGUCUUGGACAGGAUGAUGACGAUGAAGAUGUGUCAGGUUUGUCAAGGGAUAGGGAUGGAGUGGUUGGUGAUAGUGACCGAGAGGCUGAAAGUGUUGCAUCCGUUACUGGAAAAACGAAGAACUUAAGACUGGGGAAGAGCAGUGCAAGUUUGUCUGUUACAUCUGCGUUUCACGCCAUUGAUGAUCAGGAUAACGAAACUGGGCAGCUAUCUGAGGAAGAUGAAGAGUCCACAGUUGCCUUUACAGGUAGGAGUAGUGGCAUUUCUUUUAGUGCUGCCCUUCUUGACGAAGAAAAUGAUGCAGAUACCUCUCUUAAAUUGGAGACAGAGGCAAAUGAAGAAGAUGAUGCACCAGGAAUUAUUUUUUCAGGUAAAAAGAAGUCAUCUAAGAAAAAGAACAAAAGUGCAUCUAGCACAAUAGACACUGCAUUCAGAAAUGACUCAACCAAUGUUGUUGAUCAAGACCAUUGUAACCUAGGGGUUAAUCGGGAAGAUGCUGAUGAUAAUAGAGGCAAAAAGCAGACAACAGAUGUGUUAGAAACUUCAAAGAACAAAACCAAGAAAAAAAAGAGUGGGCAUGCUUCAAAGAUUCUGGCAGAUCUUGGUGAAGGGUCAACAAUCACUACUCCUGCUCAACCUGCUAAUGCUUCUCUUCCACAAGAGGAGAAAAGUCAACAGCAGUCUCAAUUAGGAGAUGAUACAGGGGAAAGAGAAGCAGUUGAGGAAGCUGUGAAGUCUGCUGCUGCAAAGAAGAAGAAAAAGAAGGAGAAGGAGAAAGAGAAAAAGGCGGCAGUAGCUGUCUCUGAGAUGGAGGAAAAACAGGAAGGAACAAAGAAUGAUACCAGAGCAAAAUUGGCAGAUAAAAAGCAGUCGAAGCAGGUUAGGGAGAUGCAAGAGAGACUUAAAAAAAUGAAGGAAGUUGAAGAAAGCAAGAAGAAGGAAGAAGAGGAAAGAUUAAGAAAGGAAGAAGAAGAACACCUUCGACUGGAAGAACUAGAAAGACUUGCAGAGGAGAAAAAACACUUGAAAAAAGAGAGGGAGAAGGAAAAGCUCUUGAAGAAGAAACUAGAAGGGAAAUUGCUUACUGGAAAGCAAAAGGAAGAAGCUCGAAGAUUAGAAGCAAUGAGAAAGCAAUUUCUUGCUAGUGGUGGGGCUUUGCCACUUUCAACUGGAGAGAGUAGAAAAGAUGCAACUAAACGACCUAUUUACCAAUCAAAGAAAUCAAAGUCACAAGCUUGGGCUAAUGGCAAAGUCCAGGAAGAAUCUGUUGAAAGCACAGAAGUGCAAGAAAAUCAGCAGGAAAUUGUCUCUGAGGUUGAUUCCAUGAAAACUGAGAAGGCUGAGGAUAUCGAUUUGGUAAGUGUAGAGGAGAAGUCAGAAGUAGCUGAUGCUGAAGAAAACAGAGUUGAAGAAGAGGAAGAUGAGGAGGAGUGGGAUGCGAGAAGUUGGGAUGAUGCCGAUCUUAAAUUGCCAAGAAAGAGUGCAUUUGAAGAUGAAGAGCUAGAUUCAGAUCCCCAACCUAUCAUUACGAAAGCUGCAAGGUCCGUUGUGAGUGAUACAGGGCCACUGCCUGUUGCUGCCAAGUCUGUAAUUCCUACUCAAAAAGCGGUUGCAAGUGUACCAGAUGUCACUAAGAAUGAUGGAAGUAAGAAGAGGGAGCCUGUGGUUGUGGUUUCAGGGAAAGGAACAGAAAAACCUGGUGCUUCUUCAAGCAAGAGUGAAGACAACCUCCGGUCUCCUAUUUGCUGUAUCAUGGGGCAUGUCGAUACUGGUAAAACCAAGCUUCUUGACUGCAUACGAGGCACUAAUGUUCAAGAAGGUGAAGCUGGAGGGAUUACACAGCAGAUAGGUGCAACUUAUUUUCCAGCUGAGAAUAUAAGGGAGAGAACUAAGGAACUAAAAGCUGAUGCCAAGCUGAAGGUGCCUGGAUUGUUGGUCAUUGACACACCUGGACAUGAAUCAUUCACUAAUUUGCGUUCUCGGGGUUCAAGUUUAUGUGAUAUUGCAAUUUUAGUUGUGGACAUUAUGCAUGGGUUAGAACCGCAGACUAUCGAGUCACUUAAUCUUCUAAAGAUGAGGAAUACGGAAUUUAUUGUUGCUUUGAACAAGAUAGAUAGGCUUUAUGGAUGGAAAGUGUGCCGCAAUGCACCUAUUGUGAAGGCAAUGAAGCAACAGUCCAAAGAUGUUCAGUUUGAAUUUAUUACCAGGCUUACUCAGAUCGUGACCCAGUUCAAGGAGCAGGGUAUAAAUACAGAAUUAUACUAUAGAAACAAAGAAAUGGGGAAGGAUACUUUUAGCAUUAUACCAACUAGUGCAAUCAGCGGUGAAGGUAUUCCUGAUUUAUUGCUAUUACUGGUCCAAUGGACUCAAAAGACAAUGGUUGAGAGACUUACCUACAGCAGUGAAGUCCAAUGUACUGUGUUGGAGGUUAAGGCUAUUGAAGGUCAUGGGACAACCAUUGAUGUGGUAUUGAUCAAUGGUAUGCUCCAUGAAGGUGACCAAAUAAUAGUUUGUGGCAUGCAGGACCCUAUUGUCACCUCAAUCCGUGCGUUAUUGACGCCUCACCCAAUGAAGGAACUUCGAAUAAAGGGAUCAUAUGUGCAUCAUAAAGAAAUCAAGGCUGCACAGGGGAUAAAGAUUAAUGCUCAGGGGCUUGAGCAUGCAAUUGCUGGCACUAGUUUAUAUGUUGUGGGGCCUGAUGAUGAUGUGGAGAACAUCAAAGAAGCAGCUAUGGAAGAUAUGAGGUCGGUGAUGAGCAGGAUUGAUAGAAGUGGGGAGGGAGUUUAUGUUCAAGCUUCUACGCUUGGAUCAUUGGAAGCUUUGCUGGAGUUCUUGAAGACUGACGAAGUAAGAAUACCUGUCAGUGGAAUUGGCAUAGGCCCUGUGCACAAAAAAGAUGUCAUGAAAGCUAGUGUCAUGCUUGAGAAGAAGAUAGAGUAUGCAACAAUCUUGGCCUUUGACGUGAAAGUGACACAAGAAGCUCGAGAACUUGCAGAUGAGGCUGGUGUCAAAAUUUUUAUUGCUGAUAUUAUUUAUCACCUAUUCGAUCAGUUUAAGGCCUAUAUUGAUAAUCUCAAGGAAGAAAAAAAGAAGGAAGUUGCUGAAGAAGCAGUCUUCCCCUGUUCUCUCAAGAUUGUACCUAAUCAUGUGUACAACAAGAAGGAUCCAAUUGUCGUAGGAGUUGAUGUUCUUGAGGGCAUUGCCAGGGUCGGGACUCCAAUAUGUAUUCCACAGAGGGAAUUCAUUGAUAUUGGUCGGAUUGCGUCCAUCGAGAACAACCAUAGGCCUGUUGACUCUGCCAAGAAAGGUCAGAGGGUGUCCAUUAAGAUAGUUGGGUCUAACUCUGAGGAGAAACAAAAGAUGUUUGGCAGGCAUUUUGAAAUCGAAGAUGAGCUUGUUAGCAAAGUUUCGAGAAGAUCCAUUGACAUUCUCAAGGCCAAUUUCCGGAAUGACUUGUCUAUUGAAGAUUGGAAGCUAGUUAAAACAUUGAGGGACUUAUUCAAGAUACAGUGAGACUUUGUUACAAACCUUUCAAGUAGCUACUGCCUUGGCAUUUUGUGGCCCUGCGUUGGUGCUCAACAGUUCAUCGUGGCAAGAAACAGUGUUUUUGUUGGGACUCGUAAUCAUAAAGGAUGGAAAUGCUUAGAAAGGCUGUAUGCAUCGGUGGCAGUUGCAAUUUCCUUCCUUCAGUUGGUUCUGUGUACAGCUCUUUUAGUAGUGAAGUGGUUAAAAGAGCAAAGCACUGAGAAUUUUUAUAGUGUUGGACUGUUGGCCAAUCUCAGAGAUGAGUGUGUUGUAUAGGGGCGGCAAAUAUUACGUACAAUUCUUUUUGUUGUGCUUCUGAGUAUGUCAAAGAACUGCGAGUUAAUGGCCUGCUAUUGCUUUCUGAAUAAAUUUCUUUUAAUAUUCUCAGAAUUGUAUCACUAGUCCUAUUAUAAGUGUAUCGCAGCACCCAGAAAAAGUGACUAUGAAAACCAUUAAAUGGCCAUUUUACUAGUUCAAAUUACAAGCA